GACAUGGAAACAUCAGGAAGAAGCAGUCUAUUAACUGCAGCAGUAAACACACAUGAAGACUUUUUACUUCACCAAAUCAGUGAAAUGUCCACUAUUGUGAGCCUCCUUCCUGAAUGAGAGCCGCACAGAGGCAGACCACCGAGGCGGACUGUGUGUGUCACCGUGCAGACCGAGCAGGAGGCGUCCCCGCUCCGCAGCUCCAGUCGGAUAUCUCGCCUCUCGAUAGCAUGUUGUGAUAGAAAUGAAGUUGUCGUCGCAACCAAAAUGGUGAAGCAAUAGAGAUGACACACGUUUUUGAGUAUGGCAGACAGAAAGGGAAAACCUGCCACUCCAAUUAAAACACUUACGAAGAAAGAACAAGAGGAGCUCAAGAAAAAGGAGGAAGAAAAAGCAGCAGAGGUUUUUGAAGAAUUCUUGGCGUCAUUCGAGACCAGUGAGAAAGGCGGAGUGAAAACUUUUGUCCGUGGGGGUAUCGUAAAUGCAUCUAAAGAGGAUGAAGCAGAGGUCAAGAAAAGUAAGCUGUAUCGACCUGGUACGAAGUUUGUCCCCGUGCCCCAGCACGUCUCACCAGUGUCAUCUGCUGAAAGCAAAAAAGCAACAUUUAAAAGAAAGACUGAAGAAAAGAAAAAGAGUAACCUCGAGCUCUUUAAAGAAGAACUAAAGCUAAUACAAGAAGAGCGUGAGGAAAGACAUAAAAGGAAGAAAAAUGACCCGGGCGUAGGAGGAGGAACAGGAGGAGGGGGAGGAGGAGGAUAUGGAGAUCUGGACAUACCAUUGUCAGGACGAUCAACAUUAUAUGAUGACCUAACAGUGCCAACCACCACUAACCUCUACAUUAGCUGCAUUAGCCCAAAGAUGAACGAGGAAAUGCUUUGCAAAGAGUUUGGUAAGUAUGGUCCCCUGGCCAGUGUGAAGAUCAUGUGGCCCCGAACAGACGAGGAGCGCUGCAGGACCUCCAACAGAGCCUUUGUGGCUUUCAUGACACGGAAAGAUGCAGAGAGAGCCUUGGCUGCACUUGAUGGUAAAGUGAUUAUGGGGUUUGAAAUGAAGCUGGGAUGGGGUAAACCAGCUCGCAUUCCACCUCAGCCUCUCUACACACCAGUGGGGGUGAGGGCCACACCGCCACCCCCAUCUGGUCUGCCUUUCAAUGCUCAGCCUAGGGAUCGCUUCCGCAAUGACUUCACCAAGCCGCUGGGCAUGUCCAAAGGGGAUCUUGACAAGACUCUGUCCGAAGCCGUAGUCAAAGUGGUUAUCCCAACCGAAAGGAAUCUAUUAUUCCUUAUUCACAGGAUGAUAGAGUUUGUGGUGCGUGAAGGCCACGUGUUUGAAGCUGUAAUUAUGAACAAGGAGAAAAACAAUCCAGAUUACAGGUUCCUUUUUGACAACAAAAGCCAAGAUCACGUAUACUAUCGCUGGAAACUGUUCUCCAUCCUCCAGGGAGAGUCCCCGACAGAGUGGAGGACCACAGAUUUCCGCAUGUUCCGGGGGGGUUCCGUAUGGAGACCCCCUGUCCUAAACGACUACUCUCAGAGGGGUGAGGAUAGUGCAGAGGUGGAGGAGGAUGCUCCCCCUGAGGAGGAGGUGAAGAAAGGGCAGCUCAGAGCUGAGCACAGACAGAGGCUGGAGACACUGCUUAAAGAGCUCACCCCAAGCAGAGAAGAUAUUGCCAAUACCAUGCUGUUCUGUCUCGAGCGAGCGGAUGCAGCAGAGGAAGUAGUGGGACACAUCACAGAAUCUUUUUCCUUGCUUCAGACACCCCUUCAGAAGAAGAUUGCCAGGCUGUAUCUUGUGUCAGACAUCUUGCACAACUCAUGUGCCAAAGUAGCCGGUGCAUCAUAUUACCGUAAAUAUUUUGAAACAAAGCUGACGCAGAUAUUUGGAGACCUUAACGCGGCACACAAAAACAUACAAGCCAGGCUGCAGGCUGAACAGUUCAAGCAAAAGGUCAUGAGUUGUUUUAGAGCAUGGGAAGACUGGGCCAUAUACCCGGAGCCUUAUCUAAUCCACCUUCAAAACAUCUUUCUGGGCUUUACCAAAGCAGUGGAGGAGCUGACCGAGACGGCGAAGGAAGUAUCCUCUGAUCUUGAUGGUGCACCAAUGGACAGCACAUCUGUAGGUGCGUUACCUUUGGACAGAGCUCCUGUAGAUGACCUCGACGGCUGCCCCUUGGGCUGGGACCCUCUGGAUGGAGUCUGUGUUGACGACAUAGACGGUGUUCCCUUAGGAGUCGCCAUUGAUGACAUUGACGGAAUGCCCUUGGAUGAGAGCAAUAUUCCUCUCUCCAGAGUGCCUUUGUCUAAGUGGGAGAAGACGGGUGAUACUGGCACUUAUUCUCAAGGUAACACAGCCAAGACUGAGUCGAAGUGGGACAUGGUGGUGGAGCAAGACCGCAAAGAUGGAGUGAAUGUAAGUGUCAACUCAAAGGUUGGAGAAGAGGACUCAGAGAGCGACAGCAGUGAUGACUCCUGCAGUUUGUCCAAAUAUGACAGUGCAGACUUCCAGAGCUCCCUCAGAAGUUUUCAAAUGUCUGAGAGCAAAAGGAAAAGGUUGAGAGAGCUGGAGGUAAAAGUUGUUCAGAUCCAAGAUGAGUUGGAAUCUGGCAAGAGGCCGAGGAAUUCUGGAAUGAGCAUACAACAACAAGUGGAGCACUACAGGAACAAACUGCUACAGAAGGAGUUUGUAAAAGAUGAAGAAAAGAACGAGACAUUGACAUCAAAGUCUAAAGACAAGUCAAAGGAUGACAGAAGGGACAAAGAAAGGAGCAAAAGAAGUGAAGACGGGGUCAGACGACGACCGUGGAGUCGAGAUCCUGAUGACCAGACUCGAAAAUCAAGGAGCAUCUCUCCCUUAAAGACAAGAUCUCCCAAAUGGUCCAAACGUUCCCAAUCACCAUCUCCAGACCGGAAGGCAGGGAAGUCCAGGUCCCGGUCACCGCAUCGCUCCCACAAGAAGACGAAGAAGAGCAAACAUUGAUGCUCAACUCUGGGCUUUGUCAUCUACUAGCCUGCCAGUGUCCAUGGGUUACACAUACCCUUUAAACAGACUGACAGGUCUGUUUCUCUUGGUCCCAACUUACACUACUCAUGCAAGAUUCAGCACUCUUUUGUAUGAUAAAGUUUGAACACUGUAACUAAUUAUAUAUAUUUUUGUUUUAAUGUUUGUUUUUAAAAUGAUAACCAGAAAUGUUGCUGCAAAGUUCUGACACUAAAUAAAUCACUGUUGGUGAUGAA
Messenger RNA from Dicentrarchus labrax (European seabass), 3230 nucleotides. RefSeq lists its product as uncharacterized. Gene Ontology annotation, biological process: RNA processing. NCBI's taxonomy places the organism in Eukaryota, Metazoa, Chordata, Actinopteri, Moronidae. The transcript has 24 exons. The record is from RefSeq and is a predicted model, not a curated record. Gene Ontology annotation, molecular function: RNA binding. The coding region runs from base 301 to 2973 and encodes 890 amino acids. Gene Ontology annotation, cellular component: nucleus.